CCAGGCACCACUCUAACUUCCACUCGCGACCAUGAGUACAUCCACCAAACCACCUCCUGAUCCCACGGCAACCCAGCCGAGUCCACCGCCGGCGGAUCGUGUACAGACGAGGUGUAGGUGCGGGAACGUCUCGGUCUUGACCGAGGACCAUGGGUCGUCUGACGGUCAUGGGACGGGAGUGUAUAUCAUCCGGGAAGAACUCACUGCAUACCGCCGGACCCCGGCUUAUCAUCAACGACAAUCUCGGCGCCGAGAUUCCACAAGCGGUUCAGCUCCCCGGGUGAGGCGGGUAUCCAACGACUUCCCUAAACAAGGCCAGCAAGGGUCGACGGACCGGGACAGAGACAAUGUCCGGGUGGGAGAAGCGGACGUAUUGGGUAGUAGUGCUAGUCGAGGUAGACGCGGGAGUCGAUCAGCCGGAGGGGACGAGGAAGAGGAUGGUGAGCGGAUAGUGGUGUGUACGGUCUGCGAUGAGGAUGUCGUCAAGGCCAAGGUGGAUGCGAGUGGGGGCAAGAUCAAGAUUGUCCACGUACUCGAGGUCUUGUGUGAGAAGAGGGGCCCACCUCCCAGCGAUGCGGAAGCCAAACACGCUCUGCUCUAUCCAUUCGACCUGUCCCACCUUCCUUAUUCGGAGUCAUACGGUGCUCCUCCCAACCUUCCCACCCCACCCCAUUUCACCACCCUCCUUUCCCCGCUCGCGGACCCAUUCUUCCUCCCGCCUCCAUUCACUCCCUCCGACCCAUACUUUAUGAAGCUGUCUGACGUCGCCACGGACAAGAUCAGAAGGGUCCGGGAAGAGGUCGACAAGGAGAUCCUCGAAUUCGUCACCCGGAAGAGGAAGCAAGUAGCUUCCGUUCAAAGGCGGGCGAGAGGAGAAUGUGAGAUCCUCUACAAGAGCUAUGAGAAGGCUUGUCGUAUGCGAGGAGUCGCGCUCAGGGGAGAAGAAAAGGAACAAGAUGCUAGGUCCCGGCCGAGCGUCAGUCAGGGUAUGGACGGGGCGGCGAGGACAAGGUCGAUGAGUACCGAACGACCUGCGAAAGAGUCGUUCGGAGCACCGUCUAUCGCGACACCGAUGUCUGGCUCGGCUCUCGAUGUUCCGGGCAAGGGAACCGCUUCGAGGAUGCCCAUCAGGGCUUCGGUAGCGCAGACGGGUUACGGUUCUUCCCUCUUGUCCGCUUCGCUGUCGGUAAGCUAUUUCCCGCACCAAGGGCAACAGCAACAACAAGCUGGAAUCGCUGCACCAACGCCCUCGGGGACCGGAAACGACACCACGCCUCGCCCAGGCCGAUCGCCCAUGAAGUCCCCUCAAGUCGUCGAUCACUCGUUCCAGAAAGUAGAGCCUAUCGGCGGUUCGUCUUUUAACAGUAACCCAAUCACGACUCCAUUUCAUAGAGGAGCAAAAUCUGGUGUCGAUCUCGAUGUCGUCUCGAGUCUCAGGAUCUCGCAUAUGGACGAGAGGUUCGGACACGGGUCGUCCGUGGGUGGAGGGUCCCGAGCUGUCACUUCUGAGAUGCACCAUUCGCUCGGACGCAAGGGGAAUCGAUACCACAACCCGCUCGAUACAGACCUUGAUGUCGAGGCUGAUGAUCCAGCCAUGAAGGACCCUAGUCCGAGCAAGCUGGACCGGGUUCUCGAGCGCGAGGAAGACGUUCGGGAGGGAGGCGAGGGGGACAUCGCGCUCCAUCCGUUUGCGGAGAGCAGUCAGGUCAGCGCGGCUAGUUCGUACAAGGAUCAAAGAUCGGAUGAAGAUUUGCCCGUUAGAGAACCGGAAAGACAAGGCAGCGGGGAAAAGGACAUGCCGCCCAGGGGUAGGAGGCCGUCGUUCAUGGUCCCCGAAGAAGAACGAACACCCCGACCGAGAAACGUCAAGCAUCUCAGCUCGUCCAGCCCAGAGACCAUGAGGCGAUUGUCCAACACGUCUAGCACCAGGCGUUCUGCUAUGGGUGGAGCCAAGAGUGGGGGCGACGCGGAUCAGAAGGAAGAGGGUGAAGGUUCAGGGUCUACCAGGAAGAAGGUCAAGUUUGAGGAGGCCGUCGUGGUAAAGGAUGAUCAGGCGAGGAGCGAUCAAGAGGAGAUGCAGAGAGAACGUGCAGGGAUUGACGAGCCGGAGGAUUCCGGUUUAGUUUCGGGUCCAGAUGAUGCCGUCUUUGAUUUCGAAGAUCACGACGCGCCCAGGCCAGAGAUUCCAUCCUCAUUCGCCACAUCGUUGAUCGACGAUGCCGAGGCGACCGAGGCAUCCUCUUCGCCAGCCCGACAAGAUAAGAACAGGACGAUGAAGGAGAACACGCAGCUAGUGGAAAAGAAACUGAUCCAGUUGAUGGCAGCCGAUGCGCCAUCGCAUAGAUCCGCUUGGAGAAACGAUACACAGAAGCUAUGGCAAGCUCUGGGUCAGACGACAAACAGGUCGUUCCUCUCGCCUUCUACGUCGAGACGAACGCGAGACCGGAAUGACGACUCGAGCGAUGACGAAGAUGUUGACGAGAACAAGACGAGCUUGUUCGCCACCUCGAUGCCGGUCCGUAUCGUGAUGCCAAAAGAGAGCGGUGUGCCGAAAGAGCUCGAGCCCAAGACAAGUCUGGUUGACCGCAAAGGCAUGCUCGUACCUCCGCUCAAAAAUGCCAUGCGACGUGCGGGGUCGUCCGAUUCGGAUAACUCUUCGAUUAAGCGGGCCGCCGGCGACCAGUCUGGCGAUCGACAGGAUGUUUCGGUAUCUGCUUCGGUAUCGAACAUCACUAUUGGCACUGCGUCGAUGAGACAGGACGUGGCCCGUAGUCAGGGUCGCGGUCCGCCCCAGCCGAGCGCAAGCUAUAGAGACAAGGGGUACGGCGGGUUUUCAGUUGAUCCAGGCCCAGCGCUGGAAGCGAUGGGAACUCUGAGUGAAGAGGAAGAAGACGAACAUUCGGCCGGUGUCAAGGCGGGUGCUCCUGGUUUCAUACCCCCUCAUCGUCAAGACAGGACAGGCUGAACUUCUUAUCGCCCAGACAAGGCAUAUAGUUAAUGUAGAGUACGAAGUUCUUUUCUGCUGAAGACCGGCUGUGCGAAUCGGUUGUAUUUCUUAUCAUGCGCUUAAUAUAUUGUUCGGAUGUCUUA
This is a messenger RNA of Filobasidium floriforme, 3090 nucleotides long. RefSeq lists its product as uncharacterized. The coding region runs from base 32 to 2965 and encodes 977 amino acids. The transcript is spliced from 4 exons. The record is from RefSeq and is a predicted model, not a curated record. Lineage: Eukaryota; Fungi; Basidiomycota; Tremellomycetes; Filobasidiales; Filobasidiaceae.